Molecule: messenger RNA, 813 nt
Organism: Poecile atricapillus (Black-capped chickadee)
Lineage: Eukaryota; Metazoa; Chordata; Aves; Passeriformes; Paridae
Gene: EMC4
Product: ER membrane protein complex subunit 4
Exons: 5
Coding region: 245-769 (174 amino acids)
Biological process (GO): protein folding in endoplasmic reticulum
Cellular component (GO): EMC complex
Source: RefSeq, a predicted model, not a curated record
UGUAAUCGGGGUGCCAACCCCUACUACAUAAAAAUUACUUUAAAAAUGAAAACAAAAAUAAACCCCACAGGAGACCAUGGCUGCCCCCACUAAAAGAAGCCCCUCAGUAAAUGCAGAGAAGUCGCGCUGAAACGCAGUGGGCGGAAAGACAGAGCCAGGGGAAAACGGGGUGUGGGGGGGGGGGCUCCUCACGUGCUCUCCCACGUGACCGGACGCGUUCCUGCCCACGUGACGCGGCGCAGCCAUGGCGGCGGCAGCAGCGCUCCGGAGCCGCCGGUUCAAGUGGUCACUAGAUCUGGGGGCGGCGCCGGGGGCACGGCCCCGCGGAGCCGCCGAGGGCCGCGGCCCGCUCGGGUUCGCAGACCGGCAGCUGGGGGAGGGCGGCGUCCACGAGAGCGACAAGAUCCUCAUGGAGAAGCGCUGCUGGGACGUGGCUCUGGCACCGCUGAAGCAGAUCCCCAUGAACCUGUUCAUCAUGUACAUGGCCGGCAACACCAUCUCUAUCUUCCCUGCCAUGAUGGUCUGCAUGAUGGGCUGGCGCCCGCUGCAGGCCCUCAUGUCCCUGUCUGCCACACUGAAGGCCCUGGAGAGCUCAAGCCGGCGGGCACUGCAGGGUCUCGUGUUCCUGGUGGGCAACGGGCUGGGGCUGGCACUGGCCCUCUACAAGUGCCAGGCCAUGGGGCUGCUGCCCACCCGCCCUUCCGACUGGCUGGCCUUCGUCACCCCCCCACAGCGAAUGGAAUUCACUGGGGGGGGCCUGAUCUUGUGACCCUCUGCACCCACCCACCAAUAAAGGCAGUGGCAGGAUGGUGA